Messenger RNA from Triticum dicoccoides, 665 nucleotides. RefSeq names its product stress-associated endoplasmic reticulum protein 2-like. The coding region runs from base 198 to 416 and encodes 72 amino acids. Gene Ontology annotation, cellular component: endoplasmic reticulum. The record is from RefSeq and is a predicted model, not a curated record. NCBI's taxonomy places the organism in Eukaryota, Viridiplantae, Streptophyta, Magnoliopsida, Poales, Poaceae. Gene Ontology annotation, biological process: endoplasmic reticulum unfolded protein response. The transcript has 4 exons.
CGCGAGAGCGGUCCGGCCCCGGCGCGCAUAAUAAAAGGCCGACCGACCGGUGGUCUCGGACCCCCCGUCGCCAUCUCCCAAAUUCCUCCGCAGGGACGCCCUACACUCCUCUGACCCUCCCCGUCUUCAGUCGCGUCCCGGCUGUCGGCGACCCGCCGUCGUCGUCGUCGCCAUGAUUGGAUAAAUCAUCUACCCAAAUGAGAAGCAAAGAAAAGACUACCUCAAGACGUGUUGCUGAUAGGAAAAUUGCAGUAUUUGAGAAGAAUAUCACUAAGAGGGGUUCUGUUCCCGAGACAGUCAAGAAGGGAAAUGAUUAUCCUGUUGGACCUAUCGUGCUUGGAUUUUUCGUCUUCGUUGUUGUUGGGUCAUCUCUGUUCCAGAUCAUCAGGACAGCCUCAAACGCCGGUCUCUUCUGAGUAGAGUGGUGCUCUGCUUAUAGUGACGAUGAAUAGGGCUGCAAUAUGCAGUUGGUUGUCGGUUUAAAAUUAGAACUGAAUGAGAUAGCUGGUACUCUUGUGAUGCUUGUUAUACCUCUUACCAUUGUACUUGGUGGAGUUUAAGUUAUAUGGAGGUCAUACCAUUGGACUGCUAAUCUGUGUUGCUCGGGGCCUCAGGCCAUUGGAAACGUUCCAUUUUAUAUCUGGUUAUAGAACUUCUGAAUCAUA